CAAAUCACUCGCAAUGUCGGACUCCAAGCAAGCAGCACAGAGUUACCAAGAAAAGACGGUACGUCAAAGAGAGGAAGGAAAAAGUCUGAUGAACGAUGUAGAGAUUCAUCGCGGAGAUGUCAUCUUAGAUUUGGGCUGCGGUACUGGAGAAUUGUCUGCGUAUUUGGCCGAGCUCGUAGGUCAAGAUGGACGAGUCGUUGCCGUUGAUCCUGAUGUCAAUCGGCUUCAAGUGGCUCGAGAAUCACACGGGGAUGUAAAAAAUCUCGCAUUUCAUGAGGGAAGUUCUUCAAACUUCCCAAGAAUGGGUUCAGAGACUUACGACAUCGUCUUCGCCAACUCUGUGUUUCAACGUAUCCAGGAUAAAGAAGAAGCGUUCAAGAACAUGUUUCGGAGCCUAAAACCAGCGGGGAAAAUUGCCCUGUCUUACGGCGAUCACUUUAUUUCUGGAUUUCAAAAAAUUUAUGGUGGACUUCAAAACUCAGAAAUGAUGGAACUCAUGCUAAGCAAACUUUAUUUCGAGAGAAGGUCAAAAAUUGAGGGCAUGUGUUCGGCUGCGGGAUUCGACAUCGUGAAAAGUGUCGACGUCAAGAUGAAAGAUUUUGAGUUCGAAAAUGUUGAAAGUAUGUGCUCAUUUUACUCGGUAUAUUUGCAAGAUGCGUUUGAUCCAAAGCUCGUCACGAAAGACAAAUUAUCGAGUUUUUGUGCUCAGUACACAAGUGGGAUAAAUUCUACACCGCUAAAAAUGUAUACUGAUGAAGAAGAUUACUACUGUAUAUUGAUAGCAGCCAAAUCAUAAAGAACGUGACGGCCUUUUAGAUUAUUGUUAGAUUUGCAUCAGAGAAGCUUGGUUGCGUACUCGAGUUCCUGUGGAAUCCGUAAUAUAUCGUUUAUGGCCGGAACGUUUGUAGUGUAAACGAAAUGACCAUUUAGUUUGCUGUGUGGAAACAGUAAAGCACUAUGUCCCUGAUUAAAAACAAUGCCAGUGAAGCGAUGAGAAUCGGCAUCAAUGUAGCCGUUUUUGUUUUGAAUGCGUGAAGUUAUGAAUUUGUUUCCCCGAAAACAACGCAUGUAAUCUCGGUAACAUUUAUGAAGCCAGAAAUUGAUUGAUUUUCUUCAGUUAACCUAGUCCUUCCAGUGGGCGACAUUUCGUGUCAGAGACUGUGUAAAUUUGGUCAUAUGCAUAUGAAUAAGGUUAUGGUUGAAUUUGCAAAA
This is a messenger RNA of Pocillopora verrucosa, 1212 nucleotides long. Its product is annotated as ubiquinone/menaquinone biosynthesis C-methyltransferase UbiE-like. Gene Ontology annotation, molecular function: methyltransferase activity. Lineage: Eukaryota; Metazoa; Cnidaria; Anthozoa; Scleractinia; Pocilloporidae. The record is from RefSeq and is a predicted model, not a curated record.